This is a messenger RNA of Rodentolepis nana, 1071 nucleotides long. NCBI's taxonomy places the organism in Eukaryota, Metazoa, Platyhelminthes, Cestoda, Cyclophyllidea, Hymenolepididae. The record is from the annotation of a GenBank genome assembly.
AUGUCUCAAGAGCCAAGUCACCGUAGUUUGGGCCGUUUGCCACUCUACUUGGUACCCAUGACACCCACUGCAUUGGGUAAACUGAGUCCUGAUGUUACCCCGACUCUUGCCUUCGGUGUCUCAGCCUAUUGCCUUGUUCGACGUGCUCCGUUUCCAAAAUCGGAAGGUGGAAAACCUGAUCUUGAUAGCAUGGUGAUGCCUCAAGACAUUCAGAAAGGUCUUCGUAUUGGAAGUCGUAAGUUUCGUUUCGAACGGAAUGAAACGUCUGGGCGAGUAAGACAAAUCAUCCCAGGUGGCAUUCACUUGAUAGGUUUCAAGCCACUGGAUAAAUUAAAACCUUGGUGUCAAAUGAAGGCCCCUCAGUUUCUUUAUCCAGAAGAGACUAUGGCCAAAGGAAGCACUUUGUGGUUCACCGCUCUCCUUUCCUCCUGUCUGAGGAAGAAAGUAUUCGGCGUUGCUCUCUAUGUGCAGCGUCAGGGUUUACCACCGCAUUUAGUUGCUCUUGUCCCUCAGGCUGAACAACUGGAUGAAACUGGUGGACAAGUAGCUAGUCCAGGAUUUCAGGUUACAUAUCUCCCAUUCAGGGAAGAUUUUAGAAAAUUGGUGCUGCCUAAACAUCCUCCAGUAGCUGGUUCAGAAGAGGUGAACGCUGCGGUAGAAAUGAUAAAGAAGAUGUCGACAAAAUACUAUUCUGAUGCUAUCUCCAAUCCAACUCUUCAGAAAUACUAUGCUGAAUUAGAAGCUCUGGUCCUUGAACGCACGGAGGUGAAUGAAAUUGUUGAUCAUACACAACCUGAUGUGGAAGAAAUGCAAAAACAUGCUGGAAAGGAGAUUAGCAAAUUUAUCGACCUCAUAUCCCAAGCUGAUGGGGAUAAAUGUUUCGCGUCCCCUUCAAAGAAAGCUGCAACUACCUUAGAUCUGAGGGAACUUCAAGACCACGUUAAAAGCGGCACACUGGCCAAAUUAACAGUACCUACACUGAAGCAGUGUGCCAUCAUGCGAAAUGUAAAAUCAGCCUCAAAUAGAAAGGCUGCUCUUUUAGCGGCAAUCAUUGACUUCUUUGACGCAUAG